Kogia breviceps (pygmy sperm whale) is the source of this 1540-nucleotide messenger RNA. The record is from RefSeq and is a predicted model, not a curated record. NCBI's taxonomy places the organism in Eukaryota, Metazoa, Chordata, Mammalia, Artiodactyla, Physeteridae.
AUGUCCUCCAUGCUGGUGGGAACCAAGAGCCUGAUGCUGGAUGGCUAAGCCCCCAUGGAGGCUCAGUAUGCAGAGGAGAGUCCAGGAUCCUGGAUCUUCAGAGCAGAGCCCGGAGACCCACUGCCGAGGCCCGAGGCCCAGCAGCCACCCAUCUCCUGGGCAGGGCGCUGGUGCACAGGGCGGCGUGGCUGGGCCGUGUUGGGAGCCCUGGUGCUGCUGGCUGGUGCGAGCAUUGGCUCCUGGCUUCUAGCGCUGUAUCUGUGGCCGGCUGCCCCUCAGCCUGUUCCCAGGACCCUGCAGGGUGAGGAGAUGAGCUUAAACUGCUCAGAGGCCGGCGGUGAGGAAGCCUUUCUCCCCUCGCUUCCCAGAGCAGUGUCUUUCAGGAUAAAUACCGAGGACUUCUUGCUGGAAGUGCAGGUGAGGGCCCGGCCAGACUGGCUCCUGGUCUGCCACGAGGGCUGGAGCUCUGCCCUGGGGGUACGGAUCUGCCAGAGCCUUGGGCAUCUCAGACUCACAGACCACAAGGCAGUGAACCUGUCUGACAUCAGGCUCAACGGCUCCAGGCAAUUUGCCCCUAGACUGGGAGGCCUCCCGGAGGAGGUGGGGCAGCCCAGGGACAGCUGUACUUCUGGUCAAAUGGUCUCCCUCAGAUGCUCUGAGUGUGGGACCAGGCCCCUGGCUUCCCAGAUAGUGGGAGGGCAGGUGGUGGCUCCCGGGAGCUGGCCCUGGCAGGCCAGUGUGGCCCUGGCUGCCCGGCACACAUGCGGGGGCUCCGUGCUGGCCCCACACUGGGUAGUGACCACGGCGCACUGUGUGCACAGACAAGGCUGGGGGCUGCUGGGUUUCAGGCUGUCCCGCCGGUCCAGCUGGCGGGUCCAUGCGGGGCUGGUCAGGCCGCACCAGGGGGCUGUGGUGGAGCGGAUCAUCGCCCACACUCUGUACAGUGCCCAGAGUCACGACUACGACGUGGCCCUCCUGCAGCUCCGGACCCCGCUCCACUUCUCAGACACCGUGGGCACCGUGUGCCUGCCGGCUGAAGAGCAGGAUUUUCCAAGGGGCUCGCAGUGCUGGGUGUCUGGCUGGGGCUACACUGACCCCAGCCACACCCACAGGUCGGACACGCUCCGGGACACGGUGGUGCCUCCGCUCGGCACCCAGCUCUGCAACAGCUCUUGUGUGUACAGCGGGGCCCUCACGCCCCACAUGCUGUGUGCCGCCUACCUGGAGCAGAGGGCCGACGCGUGCCAGGUGCAGGCGGGCGGGGCGGGGGGUCCCCUGGUGUGCCUGGACAAGGGCACGUGGCGCCUGGUGGGGGUGGUCAGCUGGGGCCGCGGCUGCGCAGAGCCCAACCACCCCCCCGGCGUCUACGCCAAAGUUGCCGAAUUCCUGGACUGGAUCCAGGACACGGUGCAGGUCCACUAGAUGGAGGAGAAGCAGCAACCCUGGAUGCAGAAGGCGUGGAUCUCUUAUCCCUGCACGAGAGACAGUCACCACCCACCGGCCAGCCUCCAGGCCACAGGGCCUCUCCCCUCCAGCCCUG